GUCGCCGGACCCGAUCGAGCAGAGUGAGGAGUCAGGAUCGGGGAUAUAACAGCGCGCCCCUGAGUCGACCUUGAUACGAAAGUGUCGAUCAUGUCUCCCCCACCGUCCGCCGACGACCUCGACGCCCUCGCCGACUUAUACCCUCACGGCGCAGGGCAGUUGCACAUCGUUCGAUCUCAGAUCGAGCAGCGAGCGCAGCUUGUGAAGACAUGGGACAUUUGGCCAGGAGAGAAAAUCCUCGAGAUCGGCUGCGGCCAGGGCGACUGCACAAUCGUCCUCGCCGCGGCAGCAGGGGACGCCGGAUCUGUGACUGCCAUAGACCCCGCGAGCCUUGACUAUGGAUCGCCGUUUACGCUGGGACAAGCGCAGGCGCAUCUGAAGGCCUCCUCGCUGGGCCCGCGCAUCAACUUCGUCCAGGCAGACCCGCUUGACUUCCUCCAGAGUACCACGGAGCGCUACACCACCGCGGUGUUGGCGCAGUGCACCUGGUAUUUCGCCACACCUCAGGUCGUCUCCGACAUCCUCGCCGCACUUCUCUCCCGCGCCGACCGCGUGUGCAUCUCGGAGUACUCACUCACCGCCGCAGACUAUCGCGGCGUGCCGCACGUUCUCGCGACGCUGGCGCAGGCGUCGCUCGAAUGCAGGAAGCCAAUUUCCACAAGCAACGUGCGCACCGUGUUAUCGCCGGAACGCCUGCGGAACGUCGCCAACGCUGCGGGCUUCACGGUCCAGAAGGAGAUGAUCCUGAGCCCUCCGGACGGGAUGUUGGACGGGAAGUGGGAGGUCGGCUGGGUGCUGUCGGACAAGUUCCUAGGCGAGAUAGAGAGCGUCGUGAAGGACGAGAAGGAGAAAUCCGUGGCCCUCGCCGCCAGAGAUUCCGUCCAGGGAGCAUACGGACUGCUGAAGAGCAGGGGAGAAAGCGUCCGCACGAUGGACAUCUGGGUGGCGACUUUUGCGGCGAAGUAAUAGCAAUAUCACGACGAGGGACCAAGCCAUGUGGAGACAAUGUGUAUAUUGUGAUACUAGCCGUAACCUAGGAUAUUC
Molecule: messenger RNA, 1044 nt
Organism: Trametes versicolor FP-101664 SS1
Lineage: Eukaryota; Fungi; Basidiomycota; Agaricomycetes; Polyporales; Polyporaceae
Product: S-adenosyl-L-methionine-dependent methyltransferase
Exons: 2
Coding region: 91-966 (291 amino acids)
Source: RefSeq, a predicted model, not a curated record